GACUUUUCAUUUGCAGACAUAAUUACAUUGAUUUAUAAUUUCUAUUUUAUUUUCUUCUCUCAAUGAAUAACAGUCUGUGAUAUCCCGGGAGUCGAGUCCAGUGUCAUCCGCACCGCCACUGCCGUCGCCGCCGAUACCGAGUCAAUGGGAGGCGUGUGUCGUGACCCACACGCGGGACGCCAUCAUUCAAUUGAGUCAUUGCGGACAAUGGGUGCUGAAGGCGCGCGAGAAGGACGCCCUCCGUCGGCUUCGGGACGACGCCUUAGCGUUGCAAGAGUUGGCCAAAAACUACGGCAACCCCUCAGACGACUACUUCGACGACGCCGUCGACAGUCGCGCGCGAGAGUUGUGGCAGUGUUUGACGCCCGGCAGCGGUGGUCCUGCGAAGCAAAGGCCGCCGAUUGUGAUGGACUGGCGGACGUGUGCCGACGGUAUCAACAUUUUGAUGCACUCGUACGAGUCGUGCGACGAUAUCCGGGGCGACGCGAGCCAGUGGUUGACCGCAAAGAUCUCUGAAUGCGAUUACGUCACUGCGCUUCACGUGCGGGCCUUUUGGUCCCGUUUUGACCCCGAACUCACUCUUCAGGAUGUGCUGAAAGUGGCGCUCGAUGUGAGUCGAGUGAUCAGAGCCAAAGAGAUACCGCAGUUCGAGACACUGUUGUCCCGGUUUAUCGCCCGCGAGUGGAACCCCCAUGAGGUCACGUGGGCUGCCGUUCGCGCUAUGAUCACUACUAGUGAGCCUCAGAUGGCGGCCAUCGCUCGCCAGUGGCUCAAGAUUAUGACCGACGAUAACGAGCCCGAAAUAUUAUCUCAUUUGCUGUCGGGUCUGGAGUCUAACUCACUGACCACCCGUCGGGCCUCGUGUCACGCCUUGGCCUACAUCCGGGCCGAGCAGUCGAUCGACGAACUCCUGUUUGUGUCCACUGAGGACACGGACCCACGCGUUCGCGAAGAGGCCCGCAAAGCGUUGUCCACGUUUGGAGGCGACGCCCAACAGCGUUGGCAUCAGUGCUCUCUCACGCAAAUGGGUUUCACCGGACUGUCCAUCAGUUCCGGCAGUGACCACAACAACAAGAAUUGGGCCAAACUUUCCUCGAAUAGCAUUAAUAACAAUAAUAAUAAUUUUUAAGUGCAAUAAAAAUACAUCACUUUUUUCCCUUUCAUUUCAUUAUAUUUUUUUGUGUAUAAUUUGU
Molecule: messenger RNA, 1193 nt
Organism: Medioppia subpectinata
Lineage: Eukaryota; Metazoa; Arthropoda; Arachnida; Sarcoptiformes; Oppiidae
Source: the annotation of a GenBank genome assembly